Messenger RNA from Brassica rapa (field mustard), 9610 nucleotides. RefSeq names its product mannan endo-1,4-beta-mannosidase 3. Gene Ontology annotation, biological process: polysaccharide catabolic process. Gene Ontology annotation, molecular function: mannan endo-1,4-beta-mannosidase activity. The record is from RefSeq and is a predicted model, not a curated record. NCBI's taxonomy places the organism in Eukaryota, Viridiplantae, Streptophyta, Magnoliopsida, Brassicales, Brassicaceae.
GUCUUAUAUACUAAGGUGAUGAUUGUUUGGUUAGUUUCUAGAUUUUGGAUUUUGGUUUUUGGUUUUUAGUUUUUGGUUUUUGGAUUAUAGAUUUUGAUUUCUGGUUUUUGAUUUUGCAGUAGAUUUUAGUUUCUGGAAAAUCAUGAAUGGUGAUUUUAGAUUUUGGUUUUUGGUUUUUGAUUUUUGUUUUUAAAAUAAUAAAAUAAAAGUUUUAUUAAUAAUAAAAUAUUUAUUAUGGAAAUAACAUAAUAUAAAAUAUUAUUAUCAAGACACACCUAAUCUCUUUUUUUUAAAGCAAACACAAAAUAAUAUAAUUCUAUGUUUAAACAUAAACUUAAAAUUAAUUUUGUGUUGAAACAUACAUAUAUAUAUCUAAUUAUAACUUGUACAUAUAAUAUAUGCAUAUAUCUGUACAUAUUAAAAGUAAAAUGUACAUACAUAUUUUUUAAUAAACUUUUUCCAUAAUUAUAAUAUAUAUUCAUCAGCGGUUAACUACAAAAAAAUAAUUAUGUGUAGAAUUUAACUAUACAUGCAUUAAUUUUAUGUAAAUUUUGGAAUUAAAUAAUUGUUGAUAACUAUUAUUUACAAAUUUAAAUUUAAAAGUUAACAAAUAUUUCUAAAUUUGGGAAAACACAAGUCUAUAGAGAUAGUAUAGUACACAAUAAUAGUGAUAUUUCUUCAUAAACUAAAAAUUAAUUUUAUUGGGUAGAAAAUGGAUUUUGAUAAAUGUAAUAGUAAAAUAUUUACUCUGGAAAAAUAAAAACAAAAAUAGCAUUGUAAUAACAUGCAUAAAAUUAUUUAAUAGUUUUGAGGUUUAUGUUUACUUUGUAGAGUUGGUUUUAUAUAGUACUAUUUAAUAAAAUUAACAAUUGUAUUUUGAAAAAAAAAGAAGAAAAACAAUUUUUUGGUUUUGAUCGUAGGUAAUUUUAGGAAGAAACAAGUAAAAUAUGGAUUUUGGUUUUUAAGAAGGAACUAGUAAAAGGAAGCAAAAGCUAGUUUCCCUAUAAAAUAGGGAAUCUAUUUGACCAAAAUCAUGAUUGAGUAAAAAACAGUUUUUGAAAAUCAAAAACUAAAAACUAGUGUAGAAUUUAUGAAACAAUCAACCUCUAAAACUCAAAUCGCACAGACGAAUCAAAUAUUGACAAGUGACAAAAAAAAAUGAAAAAGGUAAAUAAAUAAAUUUGUCUUCUUCAUUUCCUAUUUUUUCUCCGAUUUCUAAUCUUUAACUACCAAAAAACAACCGAUUGAAAUAUUUUUUUCACGGAAGCAUCAUCACGUCACGGAAACUUAAAAACAAAAUGAUGUAUUAACACCAUAUUCAUAAAAUCAAAAAAUAAUGAAAAAUUAACACAUCGAUAUAUGUACAUCUCGAUUAGCGUAGAUUUCAUUUCACUUCAUCUAUAAAACAAAAGAUCAUAUUAUAUGUUUAAAAUUUAACUAAUCACGUGCAUAUAUAACAAAAUGACGAAUUGUAUUAGAAUUUAUUUGUAAUCAUCAUCAUCAUUAUUUCUAUGCACAAAAAGAUAAAUAAAAACUAUUAUAGGAGAAUUAACUAUAAAUGAGAUAAAUUUGAAAUGGAAGAAAAAUGAACAGAACAAUUUCUUACGGUCAUAUUUAUUCAGCUUUCUUCAGCAUUAGAUAUUUUACCCACGUUCUUUUUUUAUCCAAAAACCUAACUUUUUUUUUUUUCUCAAGUAACCACUACCACACAACGAGGAAUGGAUUUGAUAAUUCCCUUUGAUUUUAACCGUUUCAUCUGCUAUAUAUCUUUUAGUAUAGCAGUUUUCUUAUGUUUUCUCUCCAUCUCCAUCGUUUCAUAUCUUUUUUUUUUUUGAGUUUUCAGUGAAGCAAAGAAACUGAUACCAUUGGAAUAGAUUCCUAUCUCUCAGCUUAUUUUUUUCAGAAGAAGAAACAAAUUACAGCUCUGCAAUCCCGGAUUUAAGACUAACAUCCCAAACAUAAACAUUAAGCUGUCCUUAGGAUGAAAGUAUUCUUCGUGGAUGAAAAAGGUACGUAUAUUUGAAUUAAAGUUAUGAUUUCUAAAAGGUGUGAUUAAUGUUUGCAUAAUUUUAAUUUGAUAGGGAGAUAAAGACUUAGGAAACUCGUGUGAUAAGAAAAACCAGAAAGACUCACUUCUACUGUAUAGAAGAAGAUAUAUCUUUAUAAGACUAAUUUUUAUGUGUUUUAGUUUUAUAGAAAUAUGUUGGUAUUAUCUUUUUUUUUUCACUUUCCGUUCAAUAUAUACAUUUUUUUAUUAUUUAUGUAAGAUUUUUUAGAACAAAAAUGUUAUAACAAUGAAAAUCUAGAAAUGUAAAAGAUACAACAAAAAAAUUAAAAGUAGGAGAAGCAAAAAACUCGGUAGCUAAUGUCAAUUAUCUACAAAAACUAAAGUUAGAAUUAAAACUGUACUUAAAGCAAAAUAUAAAAGAUAUUCUUUCCUUCAAUUUGUUUUUCAUACGUAAUGUAUUUUUGUUUGGUUUUGGAAAAUAGAUUAAUAUUUUAUAUUUUUCUUAGACUUUUGUAAGAUAUAAUCAGCAAACUUCUAAUUGAUCAAAUUAAAACAACAUCUUUCAUUGUAAAUAUUUUAGUUUAUAUAAAUAAUGUCCGAAAUCAUACUAGUUAUUAAUGUUUUAGUAACUAAUUAGUGGAGUAAUUAAAUUAAGAAAUAAGUAAAAAUAACGUGUUCAAUGAGUGGGUUGGCGGGCCAACCGAAUAACAGAAGUUUCGAAAGGCGUUAUAAUGCCCGACCCCCUUGUCACGUGUUGUAGUACAUUAUAUGAAUUUGAAAGUAAGGGGAUGAUUAUACGUUGCCUUUUAGCUACGAUGAAUUAUUAUUCUUAUGUCGACCUCAGACAUAGUUAUGAAGAUAUAUAUAGUUGUGUCAGCAAUGGUACAUGUUUUGUUUUCCAUGAAAAUAAAGGAUUUUUUUUUAAAUAUCGAACUUGAGAAAACAAGUUGAUUACACAAGAAACUACAAUAAGUUGACUGCACAAUCAAAUAACGUAUGCCUUACACAAGAAACUACAAUAUGUUGACUGCACAAUCAAAUAAAGUAUGCCUCAGUGGAUUUUUGAAGCGGUUGUCCACGAAAAUUACUUCUGACAGCGAUGCCUAAUUCCUAUAUUGCAUAAUGAUAGUGAACUUACUGAAAAAGAGAAUACAUAACAUAAAAUCACCUCUAAAGAUGAUGCAGAACAACAUUAAACUACUUAGACCAUCAAUAUAAUGGACAUGUUGAAUACUUUAUUCAAAUGUUUAAACCAUUGUAAAGAGAGUGUUGAAUUAAAAUAAAUCUGAUGUAGACUCGGAAGAUUUGAAAACUUUCAAUUAGUUGAAAUAAAGAAUAAAAAUAGAUCCACCUUGCCAUGUGUUCUAUUAUUAUUAGUUAUAUCCAAAUUUUUAUCAUUUUUGUUUUCAUCCAACAAUUACAAGUUAAUUAUUUUAUAGUUAAAUAAUUAUUUUAAAAAUAAAAUUAUAACAAAAUUUAUCAUUUGAAUCAUAUAUAAACAAAGACUAAUAUCAUUCCAUCUGGAUAUAAAAUGUAAAUUUCAUUAUAAUUUCUAUAUUUGUUUUAUUAAUAUUAAUUUUAUGAAUUCAGUUAUGUUUUGUAUAUUUUUUUUAACAAUAUUAAUUUUAAUAUUUUUAAGAAAAAUUGAAGAAUAUUAAUAUUAAAAUAAAAUAAAAGUUAACAAAACUAUGUCAUAUUUAAUUAUUUAAUUUAACUCUAUUCAAUUAUUUUAUUAAUACAUAUUUAAGAAAUUAUAGAAAUAAGAAUUUGAAUUAAAAAUGCUAAGAUAAUGUGUUAAAUUUUAUUAAACAAAACCAUUGUACAGAAAAAAAAAUGUAUAGAUAUAGAAUUAAUAGAGGGGAAAAAGACAAAAUGAUGUAGGUUGUAAGAAAAUGUAAGUUAGGAUGUUGAAUUCUUACAACCAUCUUAAAUGGUUUUUUUUUACCAGUAGUAAAGGUAAAGUUGUAGGCACUGGCAUGUAGGUACGUGACAUCACUUGUAAUCCACCGAAUCCAAGAAUUCAAAAGCAUUUACAAUAUAUUACUCUAUUUUUUAAAAAUAGAAUAGCUCCGUAAUAUAUAAUAGAGUUGAGUUUUAAUUUAACUCCACUAUAUUUUGGAGAAAAAAAUAAAAUAAUGAAUAAAAAAAUGGAUUACCAUAUUUUUGACUGUGAAUAGAAUAUGAUUAUAGAUGCUUUGAAAACAUAUCUAAAUCAGAUUAUAAAACCAAACAAAAACUGUCGUUUUCAUGGGUUUUAAGUUUAGUUAGAUGCCGAUUCUAAAAGCAUCCCCAUUAGGGGUUCACUCCCCCCAAGCUCUCACGUUUUCCAAAAAAAAAAAAAUUAUAAUAUUUGUGGACCCCACAUAUUUCAUGAGCCUGUCUCUCAAAAGUUCUUCAUUGUGAACCGGGUUCGUCACUGUUUCGCGGACCCCACGCCACGUGGCGGUCCGUGAUUGGCUCGGUAAAUUUUUUGUUUCUCUUUUUAAAAUUAAAAAAAAAAAUUAAUAAUUAAUUUCCCCAAGACUUUUCCCCAGUUUCACUAAUGGAGAUGCUCUGAUGUCUCAUUCCUAAAGGUAAUGGGCCAAACUCACUUUCAUUAAUCCCAUUUGAUUAGGUCGAAUAAUCCAGAUGGCCGAGUAUCAAAGCCUUAUACCAAACUAGGGAAAACGUGCGUGACUGGACCCAAGAUGAAACGUGAGUGUCUCAUAGUACUAAUGAAUUAACCGGCAUUUUUACCAGACACCCCAUAAGUAAAACCCAAGCCAGCAAAUGGAAUGAAUAAAAGUGAAUCACUGAUCAGUGAAGUAGAAUAUUUACUGAUAGGUGAAAAUUUACUCAAUAUUAUCAGAAUCUUUUGUAGUUACAAAAUUCAAAACUAUUAGCUGUAAAAUUUUGGCAGUCUCCAACAUAUUAUCUAUCUCUUCAAAGGAGAAAAUCGAGUGUUGCUAUAUACUGUAUAUUAUUUUCUUGUAAAAGCCAUUGUGUUUAAAAUAUUUCCCCUAAAAAGACAGAUUUUGGUGUUAUUCGAGCACACUCAAUAAAAACUAAAGGGAAAAUAUCUCACACAUAAAGAUAGAUAUAAUAUUUAGUUUUUUUUCAAAAAAAAAAAAAAAAUCUCACACAUACUAAUUUUCCAAUUAUUUAUCAUUUAGAGAAGUUGAAUAGUCGGUUUAAGUAUUAAAUAUUAUAGUUAUUAUGUAAAGUUUAUAUAAUAACUAAGAAAACUGUAUAGCUAAACAUCGUAAGAAAAUCUUUUUUUAGUUUAUUUGAAAUAUUUAGUUCCUAAAAUAUUACAUUAAAAUGAGCAUAACUGGAACAGAAUCAACAAUUUAAUGAAUGUUCAUGCAUGGUUAUAGCUGUAAGAAAGCACUUAAGCCAUGCAUGUAUAUAUAUAUGUCACUCACUGAAGACAAUAGAGAACAAAAGCAAAAACAAAGUAAAUAACAAAAUGAAGUGUUUGUGUUUGAUCGUGUUUCUAGCGUUUGUGAUCACACAAAGCUACAACGAUCUAGAAGUAGAAGCUGUGUCAAGUGAUGGUUUCGUGAGUAGGAAAGGAGUCCAGUUCAUUCUGAACGGUGAACCAUUUUACGCCAAUGGAUUCAAUGCCUACUGGCUCAUGUACGAAGCCACCGAUCCGAACACAAGGUACAAGGUCACACAUGCCCUUGAGAACGCGGCCGGUCAGGGUCUGACCAUCGCACGCACGUGGGGAUUCCGCGAUGGCGGUUACCGUGCUCUCCAAACCAACCUUGGUUCCUACGAUGAACAAACGUUUCAGGGUUUGGAUUUUGCGAUAGCCGAAGCAAAAAGAGUCGGUAUAAAAAUGAUAAUCGCAUUUGUUAAUAACUUUCCCGACUUCGGAGGAAAGAAACAAUACAUGGCUUGGGCUAAAGAUAAAGGCCAAGCCGUAACUUCCGAAGACGAUUUCUACACCAACGCUCUUCUUAAACAAGCAUACAUGAACCACGUCAAGACUGUGUUGAACAGAGUGAAUACAUUUACCAAAGUUGCAUACAAAGAUGAACCAACCAUUAUGGCUUGGGAGCUCAUGAAUGAGCCACAAUGCAGAGCAGAUACAAGUGGGAAAACCCUUACGGCCUGGAUUAGUGAAAUGGCUUCUUACGUAAAAUCACUUGACUCAAAGCAUCUCCUAUCUACCGGAUCUGAAGGCUUCUAUGGUCAAUCAACUCCUCAAAGAAUGACUUCUUUAAAUCCGGUUGCAGCCAACAUUGUUGGAAGCGAUUUCAUCGCUAAUCACAAUAUUGAUGCCAUUGAUUUCGCAUCCGUUCACUCUUACCCUGACACAUGGUUUCCUAAGUUAGAUGAGAAAUCUCUAUUGGACUACUUAAGAAAAAAUCUCGCAGGCCACAUCGAAGAUGCACAAAACGUUCUUAAAAAGCCUCUUAUUCUAGGAGAAUUUGGGAAACCAUCGAAUGCACCAGGCUAUACUCAGGCUCAGAGAGAUGCCGUCUUCACUACAGCGUUCGACAUCAUUUACGCGUCUGCCCAAAAAGGCGGUGCUGCUGCAGGAGCAUUGUUUUGGCAUCUUAUUAGCGACGAUAUGAGCAACUUCACAGAUGCCUACUCCAUUUCACUUAGUGAAAAAUCUUCGACUAUUACUAUCAUUGGUCAGCAGUCACGAAAGAUGAAUUUGAUUGGUAGAAAAAGAAAGCCAGGUCGCGAAAACAAAAUUUGAUAUUUUAAAAGGUUAAUCUAUAAUAAUUUGAUCAUUUUAUUUUCAUUAUCAAUUGUAACAAAUAAGUUAAGUGACAAAAAUUAAAUUCAGUGUACACUGAAAUGAUAUCCAGUUCCUUAAUUUUUAUAUCCUAAACUUGUCUCAUGCCUUCACAGAAACAUACUCAUCAAACCAAAAUCAUGUUAAAAGAAGAUUAAGUAGCUUAACUACAUACGAUUACUUCAAUAUUUAAAGAUGAAUAUUUUAAAUUAUGUUAUGGAAUUAGAUCUUAAGUUGCAUCAUUCAAGCACAUGUCUAAUCUCUUUCUAUAAGUUUUGAAGUCACGCAAAUGCCUAACAUCUUCAAUUGAAUCAUUCCAAUACAUGCCUAAGACACAUUAGUUAUUGUGUAGAAAAAAUCUCACAUCCAAUUUCCUCUAUGGAAUGACCAGUUCAAUUUUAAAAACACAUGCUUAAACAUACUCAUUAAACCAGUGCACUGAAAUGAUAUCCAGUUCCUCAAUUUAUAUAUAACUUCCUAAACUUGUCUCAUACCUUCACAUAAGCAUACUCACUAAACCAAUAUUAUGUUGAAAAGAGAUUAAGUAGCAUAACUAAGGUUACCUCAAUAUUUUAAGAUGAACAUUUUAAAUGAUAUUAUGGAGUUAGAUCUUAAGUUGCAUCAUUCAAGCACAUGCAUCAUCUUUUUCUAUAAGUUUUGAAGUCACACAAAUGCCUAACAUCUUCAAUUGCAUCAUUCAAAUACAUGCCUAAGACACGUUAGUUAUUGUCUAGAAAUAGUCUCACAUCCAAUUUCCUCUAAGGAUUGACCAGUCCAAUGUUAAAAAUACAUAUGCUUGAUGCCCAUUGUCCACGUCAAACAAGUUAUGGUUCUUAUACAAAUUUUUAGAUCAAUUUCAAAACGAAAUUUAAUUGUCAUUAGCGCAAUUAUUUUUCAAACGUUAUUUAAUUUCACUAUUUAAUGCUACAAGUCUGACUUCAAAACAAACAGAUAUGCUUCAAGUCUACAACUAAAUAGGUAUUAGUGUAUGUCAAUUCUUUGUUGAUCAUAUGAAUAAACUUUAUUAUAUAUUGUGAUACUCUUAUGUAUCUUAUUUUAAUUUCUCAUAUUCUACCUCCUCUAGGCCCACUACUAUGAUUUAUCAUUAUAUCUAUUAAAAUACAAUUAGAUAUCCUAUCAUUAAAUGUUCAUGGUCACUUAUUGUACAAUAUCUUGAUUAAAAGAACGUUAUGAGUUACUUAUCUUUUGUGAGGAACAAAAGGCAAAAUAUGUCAAUAAAUUACUCACGUACAUGUAUGUUAUAUUCGAGAAUUUACACAAUACUCACUAUGCUAUGUUCAAACAUUUAUGUUAUAAACAUAUUUAAGUUGUAUCAUUAACAAAUUUUAAAAUUGUUAACUCUAGUAUGAUAACUAUGUCUACUAUGAACUUGUCACGAACUAAAAUUAUUCAAAUUCUUAUUCUAUACAUUUAUCUAAAUUAAAAGAAAUGAACAUUUUAUGACCAAAGAAAACAUUCAUAGGGUAUUUUGGCAUACCUGAAAAUAACUACUAGAAGAGAUAGCCAAAACAAAAAUAUAAACAUUUUUAUGUUUAUCAAGGUUGGCAGCAAUCAUAAUUUCAACAGCCAAAAGACCGUCUGAAAAGCUGAAGAUGUCUUAAAAAAAGUUUGGUUACACUGACCACAUGCAAAUACUCUACAUAAUAAAACCAUAGAGCAAAUAGACUCCAUUUCUUGUUCUUCUCGACCAAAAUAUCAGAGAUGAACACAAACAAACUGAGCAUUCUGUUGAGUCUACUGCUUGUGUAGGACUGAUGAUACUAUUGUGUGGUGGAGACACAAUUUAAAACCAAGUGGAGCUAGAGAUUUUUUUUCCUAAGUUUGUUUAAAUUUUAUUUUUAUUUUUAUUUCUUUAUGUUUGUGUUUGUUAUUUCUAGUUAAGAUUUUAUUUAUGUUGGUAUUUGUUUGUUGCUAAGUUAUGAAAAUGGGUAAUUUAGUGACUCAUUAAAUAAAACAGAAUCAAACAAAAUUAUGAACUAUGGCCCAAAGUUGACUCAUUAUUGGUCCAAGCAUUGCUUGGUGAGUUUAAUGGUUAAAUCAGACGUAUCCUAUAAAUGGUUAAAAUCGGUCUCUCAAUUCAGUCAUGUUGUGUGGACACUUUUAAUUUUCAUUCGGAACCAUACUCAUCUUCUAGAAAUCUUCCCCUCCUUCUCUGAGAUGAUCAUCAUUUUUGUAAAUUUGAUUCUUUGUAUGAGAUUUCUCUUUAUGGAGAUAAAGGAUCUGAGGAUGAUCCGCAUACACUCUAACUUAAUUUGUUAGUAUUUACAAACGUAUAUAAGUAUAUUCAUUUUUUUUGGUUAGCCGUGAUUGUCAUUCUCUUAUUUAGCACUGCAUAAUCUGAAAAAAAAAAACAUCAAGAAUCCUAAUUCAACGACAAUCAUAAGAUGUUUAAUUAUUUAUGGAGAUACUAGAACUACAGAGUACUCAAUGUCCACUACUACAACUUUCUUAAAUGAUAUUUUCCAUUUUUUCCUUAACAUUAUAGUGACUUUAGUAAAUAAAUUUGUUAUUUGUUUUGGUUAAUUUUGUGAUCAUGGAUAGAAGAUCUUCUUGGAAAUCCUAAUUCUCCCAAGAAUUUUUUUUAUUAAGGCUUCAAUUGGUGACCACUAGAAGAAUGAAAAAAAAAUGAAUAAACUGAAAAUUUUCAUUUCAUUUUAAGAAUUGAAAAAAAAUAAAAAAAUAUAAACUUUUGUUCAUUUUGUUUCUCAUUAAAAUUGCAGAGGAAAAAUUUUUUUUUAUGAAUUCAUUCCUCCAUAAAGAAUUUAGAGGAAAAAAAUGAAAUAUACCUAUCAAUAAUUUGACUAAAAUUUCAACAUAACUGGUAUAAAUUGCGAGGAACAAAAAAA